Branchiostoma floridae (Florida lancelet) is the source of this 2940-nucleotide messenger RNA. Its product is annotated as neutral and basic amino acid transport protein rBAT-like. Gene Ontology annotation, biological process: carbohydrate metabolic process; amino acid transport. The coding region runs from base 218 to 2518 and encodes 766 amino acids. The transcript is spliced from 12 exons. Lineage: Eukaryota; Metazoa; Chordata; Leptocardii; Amphioxiformes; Branchiostomatidae. The record is from RefSeq and is a predicted model, not a curated record.
GCUCCGUUAGAGCCGUCCCGCCCUCUGUUUUAUUGACCCUCCCUUUGUGUUCGCCCGCAGCGAUAAACAUUAGCCGACUAGAGUGCGCGCCAUUGCGGUAAUUUGGGCGGGUGCAGACCACACUGUGCUGGAAAAACGUUGCUCUUACCACAAAUUUCCUUUCGUUUAAAACCAUUUUUACGCUUGACGACAUCAACAGUAGCGAUCAGACAACAACAUGUCGCAGAAUUCGGGCUACGUGCCUUCGGAGGACGACCGGGACUCCCGCAUAGAGGCGACGGUGAACGAGUACCAGAGCAUCCGCAGCUCGGACGCCAUGCCUCCCCGGGGAGGGUUCCUGUACUCCAACCCCCUGCCCGGGCCGGUAGACCCCGUGUCACCGCCUCAGAACGGCAGUGUUGCAGAGGGGAAGGACGUGGAGACGCCUGAAGUGGGGUACGGGUUCUCGGCUGGACCUGCAAAGUUCGAAAUCGCAGACCCCGAAAGUGCGAUCCCAAAGAACACUGGGCCUUACGCCGGCAUGCCCAAGGAGGUCCUCCUGCAGUACUCCGAGCAGCCGCUAUGGGUCGGACUGCGCUGGUUCUUCCUGACCAUCUUCAUCGUGGCCGGCCUGGGCCUGAUCGCCUGGACCGUCUUCGUCAUCAUGACGUCACCAAGCUGCCUGCCGUGGUGGCAGGACACCGUCAUCUACCAGAUCUACCCAAGGUCAUUCAAGGACUCUGACGGAGACGGCAUCGGCGACAUCAAAGGCAUUCACGAGAAGCUGGGCUAUCUGGAUGACCUGGGCGUGAAGACCGUCUGGUUGAGCCCCAUCUUCCCGUCUCCCAUGAAGGAUUUCGGCUAUGACGUGUCCGAUUACACCGGGAUCUGGGAGACGUUCGGCACGCUGGACGACUUCCAGAGACUCCUGGAUGCAAUGCACGAACGAGGAAUGAAGUUGAUCCUGGAUUUCGUUCCCAACCACACCAGUGACCAGCAUGAAUGGUUCAACAAAAGUCGGGCCAGGGAGGAGCCAUACACAGACUACUACGUCUGGAAGGACUGUAGUGAUGACAACGACGGCGACGGAAUCCCCGAUCCCCCUCCAACUGACUGGCGAUCUGUGUUCACCGAGUCUAUGUGGCAGUGGGACGACACCAGAGGACAGUGUUACCUGCACCAGUUCCUGGUGGAACAGCCGGACCUCAACCUCAGGAAUAAAGACGUUAAACAGGAAUUAACAGACGUUGUCCGUACAUGGUUGUCCCGCGGAGUGGACGGGUUCAGAGUGGACGCCAUCGCACACGGUCUGGAGGAGCCGACUUACACCAUGGAUGCCCCUGAAGCCCCGUGUGUGGCACAAGGCAACUGCGGCCCGGACCCGUACUACCGUCAGCUGCAUAACUACACUUUCGAGUACGAUCCAGACACUCUACACGGCAUCAUCCAGGGGUGGAGGGACAGCGUCUUAACCGAAUAUAGCAAUGAACCAGAGAAGUACAGGUUCAUGGUGACGGAGGUGUACCUGCCACCGCAGGGGCUGACCAGGUAUUACGGCAGCAACGGGAAAGUUGAGGCGGACUUCCCCUUCAACUUCCAGCUGAUCAGUGGGGACUCUAAGUACGGGAACCUUCCGGACUACGAGCUGACCGGCACCAAGACGCACGAGCUUGUGGAUUCCUGGCUGAAGGAGGUACCUGCACGGCGCUGGCCGAACUGGGUGCUUGGUAACCAUGACAACCACCGCUUGCCGAACCGGUUCAAUCCGGAGUACUCUCGAGCCAUGGUGAUGAUGCUGAUGAUGCUGCCUGGCACGCCCACCACUUACUAUGGAGAGGAGAUCGGCAUGUCCGACAUCACGCCAGAGGUGGGGAAGACUCAGGAUCCAUUCUGCCCCGACUCUGGGGAUCCAAUGGAUCAAUCUGGUACGUUCUUUGCGACUUGCCGAGACUACGAGCGUGCUCCCAUGCAGUGGAGUGCCGAAUCCAACGCUGGAUUCAGUGACAACAACGAAACUGAUCAGUACGGUUGGACAACAUGGCUACCCGUCAACAGCGACUACCAACAAGGAGUUAACGUUGAGGAGCAACAAUCUGCAACUGACUCUGCCCUCAGCAUGUACAAGGCGCUGAUCGCCAUGCGUGGACUGAGCCAUCUUGCCAUCCACAGGGGGUGGUUCUGCUACGUACUUUACAACGAGAACACCUUCGCCUUCGUCAGGGAACUGGAGGGUGCUCCGGGAUACCUUAUCGCCAUGAACUUGGGUGAUCAGCCCCUCACAGAUGACUACUUUGCGCUUGACGUCGGGAUUCCACUCGAGGGCACCAUAGCCGUCAGCACUGGGAUGGACCGCAAUGGCGAUCGGGUCCAGCUGAACAAGCUCGACCUGGCGGUUGGAGAGGGUCUCGUCAUCGAGUACGCCGCCGGCCACAACGUGCACAAGCACGAGAGCAUGGAGGAGGGUCGCGACUGUUACAUCUUCUCGGAGAAGGCCUACGUCAACUUCAUGGGCAUUCUCAGCACCUUUAGGGUGGAGUAAAGAACCCAACACACAUAUCGAGAAGAGUCACUGAGCGGUGACCUGGAGUGCUUAGCUGUUAUAAACAAAGGCACCACUUAUUGUACUUGAAAAAAGCAUCUAGUGUAUUUUGUUAUAAGUCAAAGAGCAAGAAAGGUGCAUUACUGGAUGUGGUGAAGAAAUAAAAAAAAUAGGGGUGAAAUACUAAGACCCCACAUUUCUUUGGAGAAUGAUGAACUUAUCGACAAGUCCCUCAAGAAAGAGCUCAGAUUCAAAUUAAAGCAUAAAAAAGCAACACAAAAGAGACAACAAUUUCUUUUUGCUGAUGAGUGAAAAAUGUAUUGCACCAUUAAACCCUACAUGUAUGUUAAGUCUGAUAUAUUCAUAUCAGAUGUCUUUCUGUCAAUGCAAUUGUAUCAAUAAACAUGAUCUUGCAUUCUCUG